CAUGGAAAAAACCAAAACCAAAACAAAGCGCAUGUUAAAUACGUUGUAGGCGGGUUUGAUCGCGCUUUUGUUUCGUGACUCGAGAGCGUGGCAUCGUCUGCUACGAUGGCCGCCUGUACCACUGCAGCAUCAGCGCCGGGAAAAACCAUAAUUCACGGAGAGCACGCCGUCGUCUACGGCAAGGCCGCGGUCGCAGCAAGCGUCAACCUGCGGACCCGCGUUACUCGCUGCGAGCAUGAGUCGUUCAUUGUCUUGGAAGCUUCGGAUCUCGACUUCGUCGAAGCCUGGCCCGUCAGCAAGUUUGAAGCUUUCACUGUUCCCAAAGGAGGCUACACGGCCACUGUCAUCGCGUUCACCAGCCUUGUGCCAGAUAUUUGCAGCACCUUCGACGUUGAUGCAAGGUCCUUCAAACCUGGAGACCAGGCGAAGCUUGCAUUCCUCUUUUUAUUCACUGGCAUCACAUUAAGGCACAACGAUGGACACUUUGGCCCUGCCAAGUUCACCGUCAAUUCAAGGCUGCCACUGGGAGCCGGUCUCGGAUCAUCAGCAUCCUACAGCACGGCCUUGGCGACGGUGCUUCUGGCGAAAUAUGGAGCUGUGCAACGCACUCUUUCUAGCAAGGACCGCGAGCUCAUCUCCUUGUGGGCAUUCCAGGCAGAGUGCAUCCUGCACGGUCAGCCCUCAGGCAUCGACAACACAAUCUGCACAUAUGGAGGUGCCGUUCUUUUCAAGGGUGGGAAAAUAAGUGAAAUUCUCGAGAGCAUUCCCAGCUACAAGGUAUUGCUAGUGAACACCCAAGUUCCCAGAAACACCAAGGCUCUGGUGGCAGGUGUCAAGAAGAGGCACGACCAGUUUCCAGAAGUUAUAAAGCCAGUCUUGGAAUCCAUCGAAGCAAUUUCUGAAACCUUUUGGAAGCUCCUGAAGACUGAACCUGAGACGGCAGAGAACGUUUUCUCCAAAGCCUUGGAACUGGUGGAGAUGAACCAGUCCCUGCUCAACUGCCUUGGAGUUGGCCACCCGCGACUGGACAGGGUCGCCGAGAUUGCUGCCCAAAACAGUCUUGCUGCAAAGCUGACGGGGGCAGGCGGUGGUGGUUGUGCGCUGCUCCUCUGCCGUGUUGGCUGUCAAAAUGGAGUGGGUGCAAGCAGUGAAGCUCAAUCGCUAGCAGUGUGCAAGCAGCUCGAAGAGGAAGGCUUCCUGUACUGGGAGGUGGACUUGGGUUGUCCUGGAGUCAUGCUAGACUGAGCUGUGCUCAUUGAUCAAAGGAAGUUAACUUCAGGCCAGAGCAUGUUUUAGGCCAGCGGAAUGUAAACUGCACUGUGCGAGCACCCUAGAGUGCUCAAAAGCGACCCAUCGAAUGUACCAUAAGACUCACACAAACUCACGGAAUCAUGAACUCGGGCUCAAAGAUGUAUAACUAGACCUGACUCAGAAUAAGCUGCUAAUGAAAAGGAUAUUAACCUCUUUUUCUGGGUGGUUCUUAGCCAUAUGCUCUUUCUGUUCCAUUGAACAGAACUGUACACUGUUCAAAACUACCCUAAUUAACCUCAUUUCAAGAUUUAUACUGGUUGUUUUAAUUAGGUGCAGUGAAAGUGUGUCUUGGUUCAAUGAGCAGUUGCGAAGAGCCAGUAAAUAUAAAAAGCAUCUGUAUAAGCACACAGUUGCUAACAAUCCAUAAACUACAUGGGAAACCUACUGAAAAAGCUACAAGGAUUACCAAAGAUUGCCUAAAGCUACCUGGUGCCAGUUUUACAGCACGUCUUGCCUACUAUGCUAUCUAAUAACCCCCAAAGAUUUUGAAGCUUAAUUAACCCACGUUCACAUCCUGAUUCAUCCUUGACAAAUUCUAAUGGCGAUCAGCUGGAUGAUGCCCAUUCUGCUCAACUCGUUAACUACACUUUUUCAUCUGUUUUUCAGACAUGAAGUCAUGACCCCUUCUCGACUUCUCAGUUCAUUUCAUAAUUAUUCUAUGCCCCCAAUAGUCAUAACUAAAGAUUGUAUUCUUUCCUUAUUAACUAACCUUAAAGAUACUAAAAGUACGGAUCCUCUUGGCUUUAACAACAAAAUGCUUAAAAACAUUAUCGGAGUAUUUUUUCAAGUCCUAUUUUCACUUUUGUCUCAGUCAUUAUCAUCUGGCUCCAUCCUUCACUACUAGCGAGUAGCUAAAGCAAUGCCAAUUUUCAAAUCGGGCAUCCGCUCUGAUCCUCUAAACUGCAGAUCCAUUUCAUUGACUUGCACCUUCUCCAAGCUCCUUGAACACAUCAUACGCACCCAUAUCAUUACUUAUCUUGAAGAUCAAAGCAUCAUAUUUAUAUAUAUCAGUACAGUUUUUUGCUAGGAAUUUUCUUCUGACACUCAGUUUGCUGGAUUUACUAACGAAUUGUUUACUUUAAUGGACGCCGGUAUUCAAGUCGGCGCUUUGCUUGUCGAUUUUUUCCUAGGCAUUUGACUGGGUCCCCCAGCAUAGACUACUACUCAAGUUAUCGCGCCUCAAUAUUCACCCUCAGGUUUUAGCAUGGAUUGAAGACUUCCUCUCAUCUCGCGUUCACCUCUUAAUGGUUCUAACUCUUCAAUGGCUCAAGUCACAUCUGGUGUACCGCAGGGGAGCAUGCUUGGUCCCCUGCUCUUUCUAAUAUUUAUUAAUGAUUUACCUAAUUAUGUAUCUUCCCAAAUUAGACUGUUUGCUGACGACUGUGUUGCGUACCAAGCCAUUAAAAGUGGUGCUGACCGUCAAUCUUUACAAACUGACUUUGAUUCAAUUAACACUUGGUGUUGAUCAUGGCUAAUGACUCUAAACGACUCUAAGACAAAGCUUGUCUCCUUUACAAUAAAUUCUUGCCGCAUCCCAACCACAUACACUCUUAAUGACAUAACAGUUGAGACAGCUUCCACUUACAAAUAUAUAGGCGAUCCCCUUCAGUCCGACUUAACCUGGAACUAUCACAUUGAUUUGAUUCUAGCGGCUGCUAACCAUUUUCUUGGCAUCUUAAAUGUAAUGUUUGACAUGCUCCUGCGCAAGUGCGUAAGCUUCCUUAUAUUAACUUAAUCCGACCUAAAAUAGAGCAUGCUUCAGCCAUAUAAGACCCGGAUCAAGCCUACAUCAUAGAUAACAUCAAAUCCUCACGGAACUGUGCGACUCAUUUCAUUUUUUCAGAUCACUCACAUUUCACUAGUGUAAUGGCGUUAAAAGCUCGUGCGGAUCUCGAUAACCUUUUCCAUAAUCGUAAACUUGCUCACCUAACUCUUUUUCACUAAAUGUACCAUCAUCCGUUGCUUCAUGAGGAUUUCUUUCACUCACCCUCAGCUGUCUUUCCACACCAUGACCAUCCUUUCAAGAGCAAAUGAAAUACAUGCCACACUUCAACCUUUGCCAAAUCAUUCAUACCCAAAACCAUUAUUGAGUGGAACCAGCUGCCUGCUACAAUCGCAACUGAAAUGAAUUCGACAAAUUUUCAUGAACGUAUAAAAAAAGAAAGCGAUGCAUAGCUUUUCUUCUAGUUUUGCUAGUUCUUGUAGUUCCAUUCACCACAAUGUGUUUUAUUUUUUUCGUAUUGUUUAUUAUGUUGCAUUUUUUCAUUAUGUUUCGUUGAGUGUUAUUGUUCUGCCACAUUUUGAUUCUUGUUGCUUAUUCAUUUAUCCCACUUUUCUUGUUUGUCAUGCAAUCUUUUGCCACCCCCCUAUGUAGUACACUCAUUGUGAAGGCCUUUAGGGGUUUCUUGAAAAACAUAUUCAGAAUAAACUUAGGCCUUAAUUGAGUGCCAGCUCCACAUGUACAAGUAUAACAAUCAACAGAUUAUUAGGCAGGCUGCAAAAAGAAAGAGAUGCCCGUCAAGUCAUGACAAUUACUCAAAGGGCCUCACUGAAUCAUGACCAAGAAUAACUAAUGACUGCACUUAAGUUUAUUUUGGUCACAAACACUUUGUACAUCUAAUAAGUGUAGAUUAUGCUCUUAUGUGUUACGGAUACGAGUUGCAAUUCCAAGCCAUAUUUUGACCCCACCAUUGCUAUAUUGCCUAAAGAGCAGAAAGUUGGGCCAAAAGACCUGCUUACUUUUUUUCCUGCACCAAAUGGUGAUGCUUUUCAAUAUUAAAGCCAAAUUUCUGUAUAGAUUGUAAUCUUUCUUGGCAUUUUUCAAUUUAAAUAGGAGUGCUUGAGUGCCGAAAUUCGCUAAUAGAAUAUGAAUGUGCAAGAAAAACAAUGUUCAUAUAUGGAAUCAAAUAAUGAAUAUUUCCCAAGCAAGGUAUAACGGUUGUACAUAGAGCCCUUUCGAAAGACGAAGAAGGCUUCUUUAAGUUAAUCGAUACACGUAAAGACUGGAUGUCAGCAACUGGAUGGAUCAGCUAAUGGAUGUCAGGGGAACUUUUAAAUGAAAAAUAAGUGAAAGUUGGUCAUGUUUGGUGCACCAGUGACAAUGACAGCAAUAAACAAAGGAGUGGCUUGUCACCUAGUGCACGUAGUGGAAUUGUGUUUGCUUAAGGUAGCCGAAGUUUUAUGUUGCAGCAGUGUGCAUCCUUCAAAACGCAGUGAAAUCUGCUAAAUAAUGAAUUGCAUCACCUAAAUUGAGACAACAAAUUUGCAGGCUGCCAAGGACGAUGCAUGCUCAUUUAGUGACUGUAAACUGCUGUGCGGAGAGAAUCACCUCCACGUGUUUGCUCGGGAAAUGGCGUGUCUACAUAACAACCGCGUUUCUCCUGCAGGCGUAUCAUUUGAAAAAAAGUCUCCACUUUUAUCGAACAUUUUCACUGCAGGCUGCAAUGAAUAUUGUUAUCACUUGUGGUGUUGCAACAGAUUUGAAUAUCCGACCAAUUUGAAUAGUGAGUUCUUUUAUCAAAUAACGAAGCCUUCAAUCCACAUUGGAAAUGUUGAAUAUCUGCACAACCCUAGCUUUAAUGGCAAAAUAAGAGCCCCAGUUAUUUAUACUGAAUACUCGUGCUUCGAAUGGCAAGGGCGUUCAUCUUUUAAAACAGUGCAGUAGAGAUAACAUGAUCCUUUUUUGCAGCAAUGCACUAGUAGUGUUGCCCCAUAAUAUAGUACUAGUAACCAACUAAUCAUUAGCAAAUACAGUAGACGCCUAUUCAUUUAACGUCAAUUAAUUCAAAUUUUUGCUUAAUUCAAAUGCACUGGAAAGCCUUGGCAAGAAACCCUAUAUUUCUACGAAAGGAAAACUCGUCUAGUUCAAAUUCAAAAACAUGCUGCUUCAAUUAAUACGAGCUCCACCGGCGCCCCCUCAUGCGCCGCAACAGUUACUAAAAGUUUGAAAACUCAAGAAAUUCAGCAGUCAACGCUACUGCUUCCCUGGUCAUGAAACUGUUUUAUUUAAAUGUACUUUUGGUCGUUUAGUGGCUGGCAUUCCUUCUUCCAUUGAAGCCAUCUGUUCCCACCUGUUUCAUGUUGUGUCACGCUGAAGCAGCGUUUAAACAUGUCGCAUUCUUUGCCUUAUGCUGACUGAGUCUCACUUCAAGAGCAAGAAACAAAAAGAGAUUACAGACUAUUUCAAGCAAUAAAAAAGAUUUCAAUUAGUUCAUUUUACCACCAUUAGUUAAUCUGACCUAUUGGGUAAUUCAACGAAAUAUUUCCCUCUCUAAAUUAUUGAACUAAUGGGAGUCAACUGUAAUUAGUUGAUCAGUAUCUAUCAUUCACUUACUAAUAUUUGCCUUAACUUGUGUUGCCAAUAAAAAUACAUUCUUCAAUGCACA
Messenger RNA from Dermacentor andersoni, 5696 nucleotides. RefSeq names its product Mevalonate kinase (gene Mvk). Gene Ontology annotation, biological process: isopentenyl diphosphate biosynthetic process, mevalonate pathway; cholesterol biosynthetic process; isoprenoid biosynthetic process. Gene Ontology annotation, cellular component: cytosol; cytoplasm. The record is from RefSeq and is a predicted model, not a curated record. Gene Ontology annotation, molecular function: ATP binding; mevalonate kinase activity. Lineage: Eukaryota; Metazoa; Arthropoda; Arachnida; Ixodida; Ixodidae.